Messenger RNA from Armigeres subalbatus, 993 nucleotides. RefSeq names its product armadillo repeat-containing protein 8-like. The transcript has 4 exons. Gene Ontology annotation, cellular component: GID complex. Bases 24 to 464 code for a protein of 146 amino acids. Gene Ontology annotation, biological process: proteasome-mediated ubiquitin-dependent protein catabolic process. The record is from RefSeq and is a predicted model, not a curated record. NCBI's taxonomy places the organism in Eukaryota, Metazoa, Arthropoda, Insecta, Diptera, Culicidae.
GCGAUUCGGACGAACGGGUCAUCAUGAAAACCCUGGGACUUCUAAGGAAUCUCCUUAGCAAUACGUUGCACAUUGAGAUUAUAAUGUCGGAACAUUCGUCGGAAGUGCUGCGAGCGGUGAAUUUGGUUCUGGAUGGUCCCCAUCCGGCGGAAGUGAAGGAACAGGCUUUAAUUAUUAUAAGCAACAUUACGGCUGGUGCGCGUGAUAAGGACUACGUAAUGGAAGAUGAGAACAUCAUCAAAAAGAUAAGAGAGUUUUUGGUCGUAUCCGACAACAAGCUCCAAAUGGGUGCCGUAUUUGUGGUGAGAAACCUGAUGGAGAAAGGCGGCCGACAGAAGAUGCUACGUGAGUCGGGCAUCCUUGAGAACCUAGAGCAGUUACUACACAUGACACCCCGAGAAUCGCAGUUCUACGAAGACAUACGGCAGGAGAUUCUAAGGUUCGACUUCUCGGACGACCAAUGAAAGAUCACAGCCCUGGCGAUCGCAAAUGGGGGCACAGAUGGGCCCUAUACCUGCCAACCUGGUGGAGUCUGUUUGGGAGCAGUGAUUAUUUCGGUGGGAAUUAUUCCUAUGCUCCCCCCUUCCCUAUAAAGUGUUUUAUGAUUGUUGACCAACAGUUACGAAUUGUUUUGUUUAUGCUUGUGUGUGUGUGUGUGUAUGUGCGUGUUUGUUGUGUGUAGGUGCGCUGGUGAGUGUGUGACAAGUGCGAAAGGUGAUAUCGUAUAAUUUUGACCAUUUUGUUGCUGCACUACACCGCGUACGUUUACAUUUUUAUAAAUCUGUAUGACAAUUGUUUAGUUUUCCUAAUUUUGCUUGCUAAUUCUACCUCUUUUACAAACUCGUGGUAAUUAUAUAAGAAGAGAAGUAGUAGACGUGGUUGACUUCAUUCGACCAUUGAGUGCGUUCUGAGUGAACAUAAUUUACAGUAACAAGGAAGGAACAAUAGUGAGUUUGGAUUCCUAUAAGUGGCUCAAUAAACCAUGCAUCUAAA